Molecule: messenger RNA, 1211 nt
Organism: Sclerotinia trifoliorum
Lineage: Eukaryota; Fungi; Ascomycota; Leotiomycetes; Helotiales; Sclerotiniaceae
Source: the annotation of a GenBank genome assembly
AUGACAAGCCAAAAACCUCCUGCGGUAAGUAUUUCUAUCAGAUUUAUUGGUGGCGCUUUGCUAAUGAGUAUGAUAGAUGCCUGCCAAGUUAGUCAUUGAUUCAGAAGGUGAUUUGAUUGUUCGACUCAUCGGACAGGAAAUCUAGACACAUCCUGUCACCGGCGAGGAGUUUACCAUAGAAGCUACCCUUGCUCAUUACAAGGUCUCAAGAAAGGUUCUCACCGAGAGCUCUAAAGUAUGGGAUGCCUCACUCCGAGAGCAUUUUCGAGUAAGCAAGUCAUCAGUCGUACCGGUCUAUUUUGGUACAGUGAAAAGUCUGGAACUUUGGUUUCGCAUUGUCCAUGAUACCAUGGUGGAUGAGUUGUAUGACCUCAAUACUGAGGAGGUAUAUGAGGCCAUCGAAGUCUGUGGAAACCGUGAAUGGGAUAUUUCCAAGCUGAGAAGUUCACGAUGGGCGAGGGAAUAGAUGAACCGUCAGGACUAUAAGACAUUAAAGCUUGAUGGAAUGACCGAACUCAUAUUAUCUUGCUAGGGAGUUUGACUUUCCAAGAGAGUUCAUGUACAUGACUAAAAAAUUGGUGUAUGGAACGGCAGAUCAUAUCAAGGAUAAGAAUCCGACCAAGCAUCAGCAUCUUCAUCUUGAGCAUACCAUCAUCAGUAAGUUGAUUCAUUGUUAUUUUCCAAAUCACUAUCUAACGCAAAACACAGGUGCACUCAAUGGCGCCAAGGGCAAUCCCCGCUGCAAAAUUCUCAAAGGACUCUUCACACCAGUCGGUUGUUUCCUGGAGCAAAGAUGCAAAUGCAAGAAAGCAUCCCUAUUCGAAUACUGCAUCGGACUCUCUAAGACGGUCAUCUGGCCCCUAGAAAGCUACAUGAAGAAGUCAGGGCAGACGAUUCUCGACACCUUUGACGAUUUCGAAUGCGAUAUCCCCAAAGAUGCAUGCAGCAUAUGCACGUUCCGUCUGCGGGAUUCCACCAUUGAGCGAACCGGCGAGCAGGUCCAGGAUCAUUUUGAUGGCCUCUAUCUUGACUGUAUGAAUACUUCGAAGCCGAAGGAUGGGAAGGAUGUCGAUAGGGCUUUUUGGGAUCAUGGUGCGUUCGGGAAGUAUAGCAAUGGGUGUAGAGUGCAACAUGAUCAGCCGACUUGGUAUUGGUCGUUUAUGGGUCGGAGAACACAGAUGGUGGCGCAUCAGGCGGCAAGACAGAGAUAG